UUUCUGGUCCUGAAGACAUUGAAUGUGUUUGGAACCCUUCUUCUGGAGCUCAGACGAAGGCUUGGAGAAUAGCAAGAGCUUACCAGUGGAGAUAUUUCGCACAAAUUGGUGUAUGGGAGCUCUUCAGCAAUCUCGUCAAAUCCUCCGACUACUGGCAGCAUUCUGGCAAGGUCACCACGAUCAUCAUCCUCGCUCAUCAUGGCGGCCCCAGCUGGGGUUUCGACACUCUGACUACUCCCGAACAUCUUCAAACGCUCCAAAGGUCGAAUUCUGAAGGCCGUGGAGGCCUUCUUCAUAUCUCGAUGCCGCUUGAAGUCAUGUGCAAACGCCGUAAGAAAGGCAAGAGUAAGAUGCCCAAGGAUCUCAAUCGCCCUACCUUGCGAGCUGGCUUUCCCUAUGUCAAUGAGCAGUUGUCACAUCUGGUGAACUAA
Pseudocercospora fijiensis CIRAD86 is the source of this 431-nucleotide messenger RNA. RefSeq lists its product as uncharacterized. Lineage: Eukaryota; Fungi; Ascomycota; Dothideomycetes; Mycosphaerellales; Mycosphaerellaceae. The annotation marks the transcript as partial. The record is from RefSeq and is a predicted model, not a curated record. The transcript is spliced from 3 exons.